Messenger RNA from Phalaenopsis equestris, 1304 nucleotides. RefSeq names its product exosome complex component RRP4 homolog. The transcript has 8 exons. The coding region runs from base 265 to 1230 and encodes 321 amino acids. Gene Ontology annotation, molecular function: RNA binding. Gene Ontology annotation, cellular component: cytoplasmic exosome (RNase complex); nuclear exosome (RNase complex). The record is from RefSeq and is a predicted model, not a curated record. Lineage: Eukaryota; Viridiplantae; Streptophyta; Magnoliopsida; Asparagales; Orchidaceae. Gene Ontology annotation, biological process: nuclear polyadenylation-dependent rRNA catabolic process; CUT catabolic process; poly(A)-dependent snoRNA 3'-end processing.
GCCUCGCCUCCAUCAUCACUAUCCUCUCCGGCUGCUCUCGCUUCUCCGGAAACCCUAGCGAUACAAUCGAUCUUUCUGCUCUUUUCGCUCCGCUCUACCCAAAACCGUGGAGGAAGCAAGCAGUUAUUCUGCUUUCAACUGCAAAUUUUCCGACAGUUGUACAACUUCAUCUCUAAUGAACCUUAAAUUGUGAAAGAAGUGCUAAUCAGAAGAGCAGAGGGAGCCUUAAAGAGAAUAUAAGAAGCAAAGGAAUUCAAAGAACAGAUGAUGAGGGAGCUUCAAGUUUCACUGAAUCAAACACAAAAGGUGAGGUUGCAAGCUGCUCUCCAACAUCUAUCCGAUCUUGCUUCUCAAGCGUCUUCAUCCACCCUCGUAGUCACUGUCUCAGACACGAUCCCGGUUAACGGUGAAGAUGGCAUUCUCAAGGGCCAUGGGACUUCGGAGCUUGAUGGAAAAGUGGUGGCUACCCUUUGUGGUGUUGUUGAACGAGUAAACAAGCUGGUUUAUGUUCGGACAUUAAGGGCCAGGUACAAGCCAGAGGUUGGUGACAUAAUUGUUGGCAGGGUCAUUGAGAUUGCUCCAAAACGCUGGAAGCUCGAGAUUAACUUUAGUCAGAAUGCAGUUCUCAUGCUUCAAUCAAUGAACUUACCAGAUGGUAUCCAGAGACGGAGGAAUGCUGUUGAUGAACUCAACAUGCGCAGCAUCUUUGAGGAGAAUGAUGUCGUUUGUGCCGAAGUACGUGGUUUCCAGCAUGAUGGAAGCUUGCAUUUGCAGGCAAGAAGUCAGAAGUACGGAAAGCUUGAAAGGGGUCAACUGCUUAGAGUUCCGGCAUAUUUAGUGAAACGCCGCAAGCAGCAUUUCCAUGAUCUCGAACAAUAUGGUGUCGAUUUGAUACUUGGAUGCAAUGGCUUCAUUUGGGUAGGCGAGCAUGCCGCGCCCAGAGUGAAUGACAUGGUGGUCGAUGAAGAAGAUAGCAUGGUGAAAGAUAAAGAGCAGCAUUAUGAAACUCCACUUGAAAUCAGACAGCAUAUUUGCAGGAUUGCCAAUUCUGUGCGUUUGCUCGCUGCGUUGGGCUUCGCGCUCUCCGUCGAAGCUAUCAUCGAUACCACCGAAGCAAGCAAAUCUUCCAAUGUAGAGAUAAAGGACAUGCUUGGUUCUGAGUUUUAUGUGCAGACUGCUGAAAGAGAGGUGCAGAGGAGGAUUUCUAUUUUGAAGAAGAAGAGGGGAUGAUUUUGUAACUGCUUAAGGAUGUAUAAGGUGAAAUUUGACAUUUUUACGAUUGUUAUUCAGUGUUGAAUUUUUAC